AGCAUCAUGGCAGCUUACAUGAGCCGACCAACUGCGAGACGCAUCGUGACAUUUGUAACUUUUAGCCGUGUUCAUACGUUAAGAAUCGCCCGUUGUCAGGUCUUCAGUCACAACGUUAAAGGUUACAGUGGCUGUUCAUCCGGGUCGUUCUCCUCAGAGUCUCCCACUGCUGAUUCUGUUGAGACUGUCGCGCAGUAUAACCGCCUGGUUGAGUGUGGCUCUUUGAGGGAAGAUGCUCUGCAGAGGGGUGUUCUCCAGCGGCUGGCUCGCCUGCAGCGGACCCUGCAGAACUACAGUAAUACCCCCUACUUGGACACGCCUGCCCUGACAAUAAUCCCCAAUGCUGAUCGUCAGCAGAAAAGGAAGGACCCCUGCCUUACAGCAAAUGAAGAAUCUGCUCAUGAGGAAGAAGAUGCUACACCACCCCCGCCUAAAGGGUUCUACAUAUACGGGGAUGUUGGCACGGGGAAGACCAUGCUCAUGGAUAUGUUUUACUGCGGGGUGCACAACAGCCACAAAAAGCGAGUCCACUUCAACGCGUUCAUGCUGGACAUCCACCAAAGGAUCCACCGGAGGAAACAAAGCCUGCCGAGACGAAAGCUGGGCCGCAUGUUUACCUAUGACCCCAUAUCGCCCGUCGCCGUGGAGAUCGCCCAUGAAACCUGCCUCUUGUGUUUUGAUGAGUUUCAGGUGACGGACAUCGCCGAUGCCGUGAUUUUGAGGCAGCUUUUCCAGACGCUGUUCGAGACCGGCGUGGUGGUGGUGGCGACCUCCAACAGAGCCCCCGACGAUCUGUACAAAAACGGACUUCAGAGGGACACCUUUCUACCUUUCAUCGACGUGCUGAAGGAGUACUGCCACACCAUCUGCCUCAACUCGGGUGUGGACUACAGGAGGCUGCACAAGACUGGACCAGGGAAACGUUUCUUCUUGACGGGAGAGCCCGGUGCAGACGCCGCCUUGGACGCGAUGUUCGACGAGCUGGCUUUCGCCCAAAAUAGCCCCGCCGGUCCUCGGGUGCUCACCGUGCUGGGCAGGCAAGUGAGGCUGGCGAAGACCUGCGGCUCCGUCGCGGACUGCACUUUCCACGAGCUGCGCGGCAGAUCUCUCGGCGCCAGCGACUACCUGGCGUUGGCGCGGGUCUUCGACGUUGUGUUCAUCCGGCGCGUUCCCAUGCUGACGCUGCGUGCGAAGGACCAAGUCAGGCGCUUCACCACCCUCGUCGACAACCUCUACGAUAAUAAGGUGAGGGUGGUGCUACAGGCCGCAGCGCCGUUAGAUCGGUUGUUUGUCCACACGGGAGGAGAGGAUGAGCGGGACCAACAGCUCUUGGACGACUUGGGCCUGAAGGAGGAGGCGGCGGCGCAUCUGUCCCUUUUCACGGGCGAGGAGGAGAUCUUUGCCUACCAGCGGACCGUUUCCAGACUCACAGAGAUGCAGACGGACAAGUACUGGAUGGAGGGGGAUCGUAGAACCACCAAGAAACACUCCCAUACAUAAUUCUGAAAACCAGUUAUGUAAACUGUAUAUAAUAAAGCCGCAUGCAGAUUUUUUAUUUUAUUUUUUUUUCCCCAAAUGUGAGCUACCUCACACAUUGAUGUACUUCACAUACCCAAGAACACAACACACCACAUGGAUACCAGCUUUAUAGCACCAAGACUAGCCACACAUCAUCCAGACUACGGCGAACAUGCAAAUUCCACACAGCAGGGCGUGACCACGGAUUCCAAGCCCAACAUAUUAAAGCAAUAACACAUUCAAUUGGGAAAAAAAUGGACUUACUUUGACGUCAUUACUUCUCCCCAAAGUGCUUUCUUCGCAGUGAUAUGUUUAAUUCUGAGCUGUUUGAAACCAGGCUUAACCUUGGAGGUUCACCCCGAAUUUAUUUUCAAUAAAUCAUGUCCAAAAAGCUAAUUGAAACAAAAUUGCUGAUCUCAACAAAUUAAGCCCACGUGCAGAGUAGUUGGCUGCUGGCCCCUGGUGUUGAAAGGAGGGAACGUAUCAUGUAUUUAUUUUUAAGCACAAUGUGUUGGGUUUUGCUUUUGUUGCUAUUGUGCCAAACAUAUAUAUGCGUUCAUCUGAGAUGAUACGCUGUGGCGAUCCUGAAAGGGACAAGCCGAAAGGAAAACAACAACAACAACGUUAUAGUAUUAUCGUUACUAUUAUAACUUACAGUGCCAGCCAAGACAAGGAAAUAAAGACUGACACAUUUUGGA
Molecule: messenger RNA, 2216 nt
Organism: Syngnathoides biaculeatus (alligator pipefish)
Lineage: Eukaryota; Metazoa; Chordata; Actinopteri; Syngnathiformes; Syngnathidae
Gene: afg1lb
Product: AFG1 like ATPase b
Exons: 13
Coding region: 7-1500 (497 amino acids)
Cellular component (GO): mitochondrion; cytoplasm
Molecular function (GO): ATP binding; ATP hydrolysis activity
Source: RefSeq, a predicted model, not a curated record